AUGGAAAUCCACCGGGAUUCCUUCACGGUGUAUGACAAAACGUUAAAUGUGUUAUCGGUUGAAUACGAAUCCGGGCUGUAUGUCUGGGUCGGCGACGAUAGCAAGGCCUGCCGAGACCUACACUGCGGAUUCCCGGUCAACAGGUUGAAGGACGAAAUCAGCGUUGGAAGCACGCUGAUUGGAGACCUGGAUGCCAUCUCAUCAGACCUGGCAAAGACGUUCGCCACAAGGUUCAACCGAGCAGUGUUCUUGAGCUGCAACGUGGAAGAAACGGAUAACACCAUGUUGGAAGUGCUUCAAGAGGAACUUAUCAAGGUGUUGACGAGGAUGUAUCCCCAAUACGUGAAGGUUUGA
Molecule: messenger RNA, 354 nt
Organism: Babesia ovata
Lineage: Eukaryota; Apicomplexa; Aconoidasida; Piroplasmida; Babesiidae
Product: proteasome assembly chaperone 4, putative
Exons: 3
Coding region: 1-354 (117 amino acids)
Biological process (GO): proteasome assembly
Source: RefSeq, a predicted model, not a curated record